GACCGCGGAAACGUAUUCAGACCAGGCCAGACUCGCUGGAAAUAGCGAGGCAAGCCGCGAACAGCAGCAGCGCACCACCGCCUCCGGUCCCUACCCAGCCGCCGAUGCCGCCACGCGCCGCCGCCGGCGAUCUCAGCUGAGCAUGGCGGCCGCCCCCGCGGGCCCCCAGAACCGCUGCGUCUUCGUUGGGAACAUUCCAUACGAUGCGACGGAGGAGCUGCUCGUGCAGAUAUGCGAGGAAGUCGGGCCCGUGGUCUCCUUCAGACUGGUUGUUGAUAAGGAAACCGGAAAGCCGAAAGGUUAUGGAUUUUGUGAAUACAAGGAUGAAGAGACAGCUCUAAGUGCACGCCGGAACCUUCAGGGUCAUGAUGUUAAUGGUCGUCAGUUACGUGUUGAUUUUGCUGAAAAUGGGAGGAACACUGACAGAAAUAGAGAAAAGGGUCGUGGAGGACCAGGAAUGUCAUCUACUGUUGAUGCUCAGAAACAAUUAACCACAACUCCCGCUGUAGGGGACACCAGCCUUCAUCAGCUUAUUGGUCUUCCACCGGCAAUACAUGCUGCAUCUGUGAUGGCUGGCGUUCUUGGGGGAGCUCAAACUGCAAAUGUACAAAAUGGUUUACCUGUCCAAUUUGGGCUUGGAAAUGACCCUCUUACCCAUUACUUGGCCAGGAUGUCAAGGCAUCAGUUGUAUGAAAUCAUGUCUGAGUUGAAGACCCUAACUACUCAAAAUAACGACCUUGCCAAAAAACUGCUGCAAGGAAUUCCACAGCUUCCAAAGGCCCUAUUUCAGGCACAGAUAAUGCUCGGGCUGGUGACACCUCAGAUGAUGCAGAUGGCUAAGAGCCAACAGCCCUCUAGUUCGUUGGCACAAUCUUCUCACCUCAAUGAAUCAUUUCCGCAGCCAGAUGAUGUGUUACCAAUUGUUCAUAAACCUCCACCAAACCCUAAUGUCAUGCAGGAACAAACUGCACUGCUGCAUAACUUUCCUCAGUAUCAGCAUUCAUCUCAGCCCCCAGUCAAAAUGUUUCCGCAUGGACAUCAGUCUGGGGUGCUGGCACACCCUCCAAUGCUACCUCAGCCCUUCGGCACCUCUUCCAGUGUUCCUACUCAACCCCUUGUAACCUCAGGAGGCUUGAUAUCACAAGUUCAGCCUUCAUUUUUGACACAGCACCCUAGACCACCAGUUAUGCCAACUAAUGUACAGCAACUACCCUUGACCAAUCCUCAUCUCCCCCAGGUUGCUGCUGAACCUGAGAUAUUUCCGAAGGAAAUAAGAUUGCCUGAUCGAGCUAGUCAUCAGGCAGAGUUAGACCAUCCAUCGAAACUGAGAAAAUUGGAGGACGGAACAUUGACGCCAGGAAUUGUAAACAAUAGUCCUGCUGUUUAUACUGCUCCAUCGCAGGUCAUCCCUACUGGACCAUCAGGGAGCUAUAGUUCUGGUGCUGUUAACUUUCAGCAACCAGAGAAUGAAGCGCCUCAGCUCACACAGGACGACGAGUCAGCCCUUCUGCAGCAAGUCUUACAACUGACACCUGAGCAGCUGAGUUCAUUGCCAGUGGAGCAGCAGCAGCAGGUGAUACAGCUUCAGAAGAUGCUAUCAGCUGGUAAAUAGCGGCAUAACACCAGCUGAGUAAGCACAGCGAAAUUGUUAACCUACAUAGUCAAACAUUGAAGAAGGCUCGUCUAGUCACACACACACACACACGUAACUUCUCAACUUUGUUGGUAUCUCUGGGCCAUCAGUUUUGCUCCUGAUGAUUGAUUUAUUUGGCAUUCUUUGUAAAGUUGAGGUAAAAAUGUGGUGGCAAAAGAAGUUGUGAAGAAAGAUGAUAAUUGUCCAUUAGUUCUGUAACAUUUGAGAAAACAAUAAUCUUAUGAAGAGAGGGAGUUGUAUUUGUGUUCCAGAAUUGUUUGCAGAAUCAGAUUUUUGUUAUGUCUGUUUA
Triticum dicoccoides is the source of this 1943-nucleotide messenger RNA. Its product is annotated as cleavage stimulating factor 64-like. NCBI's taxonomy places the organism in Eukaryota, Viridiplantae, Streptophyta, Magnoliopsida, Poales, Poaceae. The record is from RefSeq and is a predicted model, not a curated record. Gene Ontology annotation, molecular function: mRNA binding. The transcript has 10 exons. Gene Ontology annotation, cellular component: mRNA cleavage and polyadenylation specificity factor complex. Gene Ontology annotation, biological process: mRNA 3'-end processing. The coding region runs from base 143 to 1612 and encodes 489 amino acids.